This is a messenger RNA of Petromyzon marinus (sea lamprey), 2023 nucleotides long. Its product is annotated as homeobox protein six1-like. Gene Ontology annotation, biological process: regulation of transcription by RNA polymerase II. The record is from RefSeq and is a predicted model, not a curated record. Gene Ontology annotation, cellular component: nucleus; transcription regulator complex. NCBI's taxonomy places the organism in Eukaryota, Metazoa, Chordata, Hyperoartia, Petromyzontiformes, Petromyzontidae. Gene Ontology annotation, molecular function: RNA polymerase II cis-regulatory region sequence-specific DNA binding; DNA-binding transcription factor activity, RNA polymerase II-specific.
GCGUCUGUGAUCGCGCUCCGACCAAUCCCCUUUGCCCGGGCACUGGCUACUAACCCCAGCCCGUCCCAGCGCCGUCCCCAUCAACCCGCCCGUGGCUCUUGCGGCUGUGCCAGAGAGAGAGAGCGCGCGCGCGCGCGGAACUCGCAACGCAGUCGCACGCAAGUCGCGGCGUUGGGGACGCACGCGAACGUCGACCGAAGAGGAGCGGUCGCGUCGCGUUCGCGUUCGCGUUCGCUCGCUCGCUCGCUCGCCCGUCCGCAAGAUUAAACGUCGGGGAGCUCCGUCGCCCGACCUCCUAAGUUUUACUUUCUGCGCCCGAGAAGGGAACCCGUUUGGACGAUGUCCAUGCUGCCUUCGUUCGGCUUCACGCAGGAGCAGGUGGCGUGCGUGUGCGAGGUGCUGCAGCAGGGAGGCAACAUCGAGCGCCUGGGACGCUUCCUGUGGUCGCUGCCCGCUUGCGAGCACCUCCACAAGAACGAGAGCGUGCUCAAAGCCAAGGCCGUGGUGGCCUUCCACCGGGGCAACUUCCGCGAGCUCUACAAGAUCCUGGAGAGCCACCAAUUUUCGCCGCACAACCACCCCAAGCUGCAGCAGCUGUGGCUCAAGGCGCACUACAUGGAGGCGGAGAAGCUGCGCGGGAGGCCCCUGGGCGCCGUGGGCAAGUACCGGGUGCGGCGCAAGUUCCCGCUGCCGAGGACCAUCUGGGACGGCGAGGAGACGAGCUACUGCUUCAAGGAGAAGUCUCGGGGCGUGCUGCGCGAGUGGUACGCGCACAACCCGUACCCGUCCCCGCGCGAGAAGCGGGAGCUGGCCGAGGCCACGGGGUUGACCACGACGCAGGUCAGCAACUGGUUCAAGAACCGGCGACAGCGCGACCGCGCCGCGGAGGCCAAAGAGAGGGAGAACAGCGAAAACACAAACAGCAACUCGUCCGGAACGGCCCCGACGCAGCUCCUGUCGCCGCUUAACGGAGCCCGAAGCCUCUUGAGCAGCUCGGACGACGAGAAGUCGCCCGAUCACACGCCCGACCACGGCGGAGUUAGCCCUCCUCUUCUCCUCCAGGCGCCACAUCACCACCACCCCCAUCACCAGCACCACCAGUCGCUGAGCCACCAGCACCACCAGCACCAGGCUCUGGCUCAGCACCAGCACCAGAGCCACAUGUCUCAGCACGGCGGAGGAGCCCUCAGCUACGCCGGUUUGCCACCCAACCCGGGAGUGCCGGCCCCGUCGGGAGGCGCGGGGACCGGCUUGCAGCAGCAGCAGCAGCAACAGCAGCAGCAGCAACUCCACCAGCAUCAACAGCAGCAGCAGCACGCCCUACAGGACUCCAUGAUGCACUCCAUCUCGUCUAGCCUCGUCAACAUUGGAUAGGUUGUCCCAGCGCGCUACGGUGUGGCGUGCUGCUUUGUGUGUGUCUGUGCGUGCGCACGCUCGAUCGUUCAUGAUCGUCAUCAGGCCGGGCCGGCUCGGGCCGAUUUGCAAAAAGGGGCCGUGUGCACGUCACGCUUGCGGAACGGCUACGGUUAUUUACAAGCAGCCCCAACGUGGAAUAAGAGCUACUGUAGGAAAUCGGAUUAAAGGUACGACACUUUCAUCGGCUCGCAUUUUAUUAAAUAAGUCAAACCUGUCUCGAUGGGUUAUUCAUGUAUCCCCUAUAGAGGCUACACAGUCGUCUUUAACGCAUUACUGACAGACCCUUGGAGUAAGCCCGGGAUUUUACACUUUUACAUUAUUCAGCUGUUCAGUUGAGAGCGUACCGCUUCAGGGUAUAAACUCGUGGCUUAAACCAACUUUAGCAGGCACUUUGAGCAUAACAUGGCACGCAUCUUUAGACUUCAUAGUAUAGCACUGUUACAGUGGUGGCAUUCAUAUUUUGGAAAUGUUCAACGCUUUUGGAAGUACAGAAACAAACAGCUGAACAUAUUCUUGGUUCUUUCGGUAAAGUCACGUAGAAGGGAAACAAUAAAAUAAUACAAAUAUAAAACAAUACAUUUCUCACGACGUUUCGACUGCAACACAA